This is a messenger RNA of Tilletiaria anomala UBC 951, 2563 nucleotides long. Its product is annotated as P-loop containing nucleoside triphosphate hydrolase protein. The transcript has 2 exons. Gene Ontology annotation, molecular function: ATP hydrolysis activity; ATP binding; ABC-type transporter activity. The record is from RefSeq and is a predicted model, not a curated record. The coding region runs from base 30 to 2471 and encodes 813 amino acids. Gene Ontology annotation, cellular component: membrane. NCBI's taxonomy places the organism in Eukaryota, Fungi, Basidiomycota, Exobasidiomycetes, Georgefischeriales, Tilletiariaceae. Gene Ontology annotation, biological process: transmembrane transport.
ACUCCGCGACCGAGGAGCGCAUUCGCGCCAUGCUCCAGCGCGAGCAGCACAGCCGCGGAAUGACCACCAUCAUCAUCGCCCACCGCCUCUCCACUGUACGUAACGCCGACGACAUCCUCGUCAUGCGCAGCGGCAGGCUCGUCGACCACGGCACACACGACCAGCUCAUGGAACAGGACCGCCGCGACCACACUUACCGGGACAUGGUCCUGCAGCAGCGCGCCAUGGUCGCCCUCGCCGGCGCCAGCGCCGACGAUGAUAAGCGCGCUGCGGAUACGGCCAUCGACGAUAACGACGGCUUUGAAGGCGAAGAAUUCAUCAUCAGCGAUGGCGCCACAACCAAGGUCGGCGGACACACCGUCUGCCCCGCGAGCACCACUGUCGCGACGCCUUGGGACGAAUUCCAGCGCCAACCGCAGCAGCUCGACCGUCCCGCUGUGCUGAUACACCGCACCAGUCGUGCACCCGAGCACAACUGGCCCGCCUCUGGCCGCACCAUGACCGUCUCGCAGUUCGAGCACACCGCUGAGUCGCCCGCCGCCCAAGCCGACGCAGCCGCCGCCACCGCGGCCCGGGCGCAGGACGCCAUCAGCCCUGGCGACGCAACGGACAGCGGCUUCGCGCCGUCGACUUCGUUAUCGUCGUUGCCCCACACGUCACAGCACGUCCACGCCCUCCUCCCCAACCUCUCGUGGUGUAAGCUUUCCAGCCUGUACGGCCUCUACAUCGGCAUGUACCGCUGGCAUUUCCUCAUCGGCGUCGCCGCCGCCAUCGCCGUCGGCGCGUCCUUCCCGUUCGCCGGCUGGAUGACCGGCGAGACCGUUGGCGCCAUGUCCAUCGAGGGAAAUAACGCUCUGCUACGCUCACAGACCGACAAGUGGGCACUCUUCUUCUUCGUCCUUGCGCUGUGUAACAUCGCGCUCAGCUUCAUGAACACGGUCUUCCUUGAGGUCGCCUCGGAGCGCAUCAUCCGGGCGCUCAAGACAGGCGGCCUCGCCGCUCUGCUUAAGCAGGAGAUCGGCUUCUUCGAUGCGGAAGACCAGGCGUCCGGCAGCCUCACUGCGGCCGUCUCCAGCCAUCCCGCCGCUGUCGGUGCAGCCACCGGCGCAAUCCUGUCGCAGGUCAUCAUCUCCGUCAUCAACCUGAUCGGCUCCAUCGUCCUCGCGUUUGCCGUCAGCUGGAAGGUCGCCGUCGUCUGUCUCCCGCCGAUCCUGCUCCUUUUCCUCAGCGGCUACGUCAACGUUGCCAUGCUCGAAAAGUUCGAGCAGCGCGCGCAGAAGCCCAUGGACCGCGCAGCCAGCUAUGUCAGCGAAAACAUAGACUCGAUCAAGACCGUUGCCGCUCUCGGCCGCGAGGCUGAGACGAUGCGAAUCUUCGACCUGCGCGCCAAGGCCGACAAGAGCCGCAUCCGCUACCUGCUCGUCGGCUCCUUUGGCUUCGCCUUCAGCCAGGCCAUGGUCUUGUGGGUCUCCGCGCUGCUGUUCUUCUGGGGUGGCACGCUCUAUGCGCGCAAGGAGAUUGCUCUCUCGAACCUCUACGCCGCGUUCGAGGCCGUCGUCAUCGGCAGCUUCUCCGCCGGCAGGAUGUUCACGUUCACGCCCGACAUUGCGCGCGCCAGGGCUUCACUCAGCGUCAUAACCAGCUGGAUGACUCGCAAACCUCAUGUUGCAACGCUGACCAAUGCUCCGCCGCCGCUGCAACAGCAACAGGAAGGAAAGGACACCAGUCCGAUGACGGGUGACAUUGUUCUUAACGAUGUCGAGCUGCGCUACCCGACGCGCCCCAAACACCCUGCCCUCAAGUCGCUCACCCUCACGCUCAAGGCGGGCGAGCGCACUGCCUUCUGCGGCACAUCCGGCAGCGGCAAGUCGUCCAUCCUGUCGCUUCUGCAGCGCUUUUACGACCCGUCCCGCGGCACCAUCAGCUUCGGUGGCGUCGAUUCGCGCCAGAUACCAUUGGAUCAGCUGCGCGCGAAGAUGGCCUACGUGUCGCAGGACCCGGUCCUCUUCUCCGGAACCAUCUUCUGGAACUUGGCUAUGGGAGCCGUCGACCCGUCCAAGGUGAUAUUGCAAGAUGUGGAGCAAGCAUGCGAAGCGGCAUGCAUCCUCGACUUUGUCCGUGGCCUGCCGCAUGGCUUUGAGACAGACAUUGGCUUCAAAGGCGCGCAGCUUAGCGGCGGACAGAAGCAGCGCCUGUGCAUUGCCCGUGCGCUUAUGCGCAAGCCCGAGAUUCUCAUUCUGGACGAAGCAUCAUCUGCUCUUGACACGCAAUCGGAGUAUGUUGUGCAACAGGCUCUCGAUCGCGCAUCCGAGGGCCGCACGACGGUGGUGGUGGCACACCGAUUGACCACAAUCCGCAACUCGCACAAAAUCUGUGUAAUCGAAGACGGCAUCUGCGUCGAAAGUGGCACCCAUGACGAGCUCUUGCAGCGCCGUGGACGCUACCUCGAGCUCGUCGAGGCCCAGCUGUGAGCCAAGACACCAAAAUUCUAUAGAACCACUGCUCUUGACAUGUAGUCUUUAAAUGCGAUUCUUGCGCACUGCAAUGCAACAAAUGCAUCAUG